Messenger RNA from Drosophila suzukii, 410 nucleotides. RefSeq lists its product as uncharacterized. The record is from RefSeq and is a predicted model, not a curated record. Lineage: Eukaryota; Metazoa; Arthropoda; Insecta; Diptera; Drosophilidae.
AAAAUUAUGUGCACUAAUCUGAGCAACUUAUUUGCCUGCAUAAGGGCCCAGUGCAAUUCGGAUGCGGACGCAACUACCAUAUCCCAUCAGCGGCAUAACGGGGAUGUCGACGAUGAAGCGCCCGAUUCCCGAUGGGAUCUGCAGCAGCAGAUCCAAAGGGUGCAUGUCCUUCACAAGGAGGAAAAUAAAUCCGUAGCGCAGCAACAGGCACUUUCACUUACUCUUCCAGCUGCGCCUCCUUUGAAAGGAUGCAUUUGGACCCCAUCACGAGCCGUACGGGUCUCUCACGAAGCCCUGGAACGCUACGAUCAGAUUUUCGGAAGUCCUACCGAUGUGCCCGCAGCAUUUGUUUCGGCCAGAAAUAUUCCCGGUCAGUUGUAGGGCAAUCAAAUCUUAAAUCGUAAAUCAUA